AUGUCGCGGCCAUCGGUAGCACGAGUUUGUGCAGAAUUGGAUCUUCUUAAGGAGCAUCUUAUUCGAAUCAGACUGGGAGUUGACGAGUCGACUUACUUUCAAUCGAUCUUCUAUGAAAACAUCCCUCAAUACUGUGCCGAAUCGCAUUCUACGCUUUUAAUUGCUGCACAAGCCGAAAUCUCUCAUGGAGGACAAAUUGUAUCGCCGGCAAAUUUGGAAGUCCAACGUCAGGUUACCCUGAUUCUGGACAAUCAUCAAACCGUCACUGCCGGCGUGAUUGCUGCUCAUCGAAUGGACUUCGCUGCUAUGGCUGCUGCUGAAGUUGAUCUGCCAAUUAUCGAUCCGUCUCCGGAGUUGCAAGCAACUGAACAUGUCGCACUCUCUUCGCUGGUAGAGCAUCAGACCAUCAUCGCUGCAAGCCAAGCCCUUGUCGCGACCCAGACCCAUGCUGCGACUGAAACCUUAGUUGCUGAAGCUGCCGCUGCUAUGGAAAGAUUGAUCGCCGCCACCAGUAGCGUAGAAGAAGCUCCAUCACCGGAAAAUAUGGAUAACCGGCGUAAGGCAAUGGUGGAAACUCCGUCGCCUUCACGCCCGCAAUCAGCGCAACCAAGUCAAUCUCCUCUUGAAUUUUGA
This is a messenger RNA of Oldenlandia corymbosa var. corymbosa, 633 nucleotides long. The record is from the annotation of a GenBank genome assembly. Lineage: Eukaryota; Viridiplantae; Streptophyta; Magnoliopsida; Gentianales; Rubiaceae.